Messenger RNA from Stylophora pistillata, 1208 nucleotides. Its product is annotated as lewis-type alpha-(1,3)-fucosyltransferase-like. The record is from RefSeq and is a predicted model, not a curated record. NCBI's taxonomy places the organism in Eukaryota, Metazoa, Cnidaria, Anthozoa, Scleractinia, Pocilloporidae.
AUGAUCACCGUUAGGCGGAUCGGGAUCCUGAAAUGUGACACAUUUCUGCUACUUUUACUCAUUUUUACUGUUUUGGCAGUAGCAAUUAUUAUUCUUAUAAUUCAUGGGGCGUUGAAAAAUAACUAUGAAUCUGAAAAGUGGAGAGUGAUCUUGUUCUACAUCAAGAUAUUUGGUGUCCAGCCGACCACAAUAUGGCCGGCGACAUCUCUUCAAAAGUGUAAAGUUCCUUGGUGUAUCCUAUCUGACGACAGACUGCUACUGCGUCAAAGUGACGCCGUCAUUUUCCAUGAAGAGAUGUCACGGACGACGUCACGUGAACUACCUAGACAACGAUCAACCAAUCAGCGCUGGGUUUAUUUUGUUCAAGAAAAUCCCCAUUACACAACAUUCGAGUCCUCUAAGUAUAACGGAGUGUUUAACUGGACGAUGACAUACAAACGAUCAUCAGAUAUAUGGGCUCCUUAUGGCAGCUACCGAAGAAGGAAAAACACCGAGGAACGAGAUAAUUAUAACUCAGUGAGAAACAUUUCGGCUAAAAAGACACGAUUGGUGGCCUGGGCAACGAGUCACUGCUCGUCACCAGCCUUCCUCCGCGAGCAGUUUGCAGAACAGCUUCAGCUUCAUAUUCCUGUCGACAUAUUAGGUAAAUGUAAUCCUAAGGCUCCUCGGUGCCCACGAUUAAGCACGGAAUGUGAUGAACUUUUGAGAACGUACAAGUUUUACUUAGCAAUUGAAAAUGGACUUUGUGAAGACUACAUCACUGAGAAGUAUUCGAGUCAAGCUUUACAACACGACAUGGUUCCAGUAGUUAUGGGAGGAGCCAAUUAUCCAGAGCUGGCGAUUCCCAAAUCCUAUAUGAAUGUACUCCACUUUCCCUCAAUUGAAAAGCUAGCACUAUAUUUAAAAGGUCUUGAUCAAAACAGUAGCGCGUAUAAUGAAAGAGAAACUACCAAACUGAACUGUUAGCUCCGUUGUGAAAAUUGUGUGAAAUGGUGCACAACCAGAGUUUGCCGAGAGUCGUACACUGGGAUUUGGGCAACUUUUGGGAAGUAAAGGAAAAUUGCAUGAGACAUUCGAAAACGAUAACUUAUCAAAUUUGACCUGAAGUCAAUAUCUGUAAAAUAAAGCUGUUGAAGUAAUAAGCUGAGAAUACCCAAGUUUACCAUUGCAGUUGAUAGUCAUCAUAACAUACAAUGACAGAGAUCGAC